Molecule: messenger RNA, 1939 nt
Organism: Quercus lobata
Lineage: Eukaryota; Viridiplantae; Streptophyta; Magnoliopsida; Fagales; Fagaceae
Exons: 1
Coding region: 223-753 (176 amino acids)
Source: RefSeq, a predicted model, not a curated record
CACUUAAAUCCUUAGGAUAUGAUUCUGUAGACACUUGAAAACUAGGUCAUGAUCCUAUAGACACUUGAAACUAGGCUAUGAUCUUGAUUUUUGUUAGAGCAUUUGGAAUUUGGGUUAUGUUUGAUGAGAUAUUUUAAAUAAUUUUAGCAAUGUACUUCUUAUGUGUAGUAAUAAUAAUUGUUGCACUGUCUAUAUUUCUUGAUUCUUUGUUAACUAGGUAUCAUGCCACCCAAAAAGAAGAGAGUAGCUAAUUCCAAUAGCGAGGAACCUAUUGUUAAUUUGCGAAGGCCAACCAAAGCAAGGGUUGAUACUGAGGCUGAAGUCACUCAAGACAUGAGAGAUAAUGAACGUCCUAGGGUGACACGCACUGAUCCUUUGGAUGAAGUUGCUGCCCGACUGUUGGACAGGUUGGCCCAUGUUGCUAGUAGAGGCGUAGGUAGAGUAGAGGCAAGGGCUGGUUGCUCUUUUGAGACUUUUAUGAAGCAGAAUCCCCCUUCCUUUGAUGGGAAGCCAAAUCCUACAGAAGCUGAGAAUUGGUUCUUGCAAAUGGAGAAAUUGUUAGAAGCUUUAGAUUGCACUGACUCUCAGAAGGUGCGGUUUGCAACUUUCAAGUUGAUUGGAGAAGCUGAGCGUUGGUGGAGAUCUACUAAAGCCAUUUUGGAGGGAAUGGACACUGAGAGAAAUCCCAUCACUUGGGAGAAAUUUAAAGGGGUUUUCUAUGAUAACUACUUCCCCGAGGUGGUUCAAGAAUGAAAAGAGAGGGAAUUUGCUGAUUUGGUGCAAGGAAGUAUGACUGUUGAGCAGUAUGCUGCUAAAUUCAUCGAGUUAUCUCGCUUUGGACCCCACUUAAUCCUUACUGAGGCGAAGAAAGCAAGCAGAUUUCAAAAGGGAUUGAAUGAGAGACUUCGACACCAUUUGAUUGCAGCAGGGGUUGAUAACUAUGCAGAGUCAGUUAAGAGAGCUAUGAGACUGGAGGAAGAUUUCAAGAACAAUGUUAGGAAGGAGAACCCACCUAGAAACACUGGACAAACAGGCUUUCGUCAAGGCAAUGCUCAAGGUCAUUGGAACAAGAAAGGAUCUUUUGGGAGGUCUGGGAAUAAUUCAUCAUCAAAUAAGCCAGAAAAUAAGAAUCCACCCCAGAAUGCUCAAGGUAGAAGUUUGAAUGCUUGCCCUACAUGUGGAAGGUUUCAUGGAGAUAAGCUGUGUUUCUUUGAAGGAAAGGCUUGUUAUAACUGUGGGAAGACAGGACACUUAGCUAGAAGCUGUACUUCUCCUCAACAAAACUCAAUGGCACAACCUGGAAAGAAUGAUCAGAGGAGGAAAGCGCAAGGGAGAGUGUUUGCACUCACACCACAAGAUGUUCAAGCUUCGGAUACUGUGGUUACAGGUAUCCUCCCUUUAUUCUCAAACUUUGCUAAAACUCUAUUUGAUUCGGGAUCUACACACUCUUUCAUCUCCUCUCGAUAUGCUAAGUUAUGUGAUAAGAAACCUGGACUUAUGGAUUAUGACUUGUCUGUGGCCACACCUAUGGGUGAUUCUUUGGUGUGUAAUUUUAUGCUUAAGUCUUGUGUCAUCAAAAUUGAGGAUAAGGAAAUGUUAGCAGAUUUGAUUGUGAUGGACAUGUAUGACUAUGAUGUAAUUUUGGGCAUGGACUGGCUGCCGGCUUAUCAUGCUAGUGUAGAUUGUUUUAGAAAAAAAGUGGUGUUUCGGCCUCUAGGAGAACAUGAAUUUCGGUUUAAGGGUUCUAGGAUGCAUGCUUUACCUAGGGUGAUAUCAGCCCUUCGAGCUAAGCAUCUUUUACGGAAAGGAUGCCAAGGGUACAUAGCUCAUGUGGUGGACACUAGGAAAGAUGUAUUGAAGUUGGAUGAUAUCCCUAUUGUAAGGGAGUUUCCUGAUGUCUUUCCUGAAGACCUACCAGGGAUACCUAUAGAUAGGGAGA